Molecule: messenger RNA, 6218 nt
Organism: Lytechinus pictus (painted urchin)
Lineage: Eukaryota; Metazoa; Echinodermata; Echinoidea; Temnopleuroida; Toxopneustidae
Product: organic cation transporter protein-like
Exons: 11
Coding region: 354-2075 (573 amino acids)
Biological process (GO): transmembrane transport
Cellular component (GO): membrane
Molecular function (GO): transmembrane transporter activity
Source: RefSeq, a predicted model, not a curated record
GAGAAAACAACUUGGGCGUAUUUAUCAGAGUAAACUUUAAAGUAGUCAGGCUGCAGUGAUAAGAUGUUUCUGGUAUUAUCGACCUUCGGUACGUCAACAUAAAACAUAUUUGAGGCACAGCUACAGCAAUGAGGCUCUCCCAAAUCGAUCAUAACGAUCGCGUUAAUUUCUAACUAGUAUGAUAGGUUUGCGUGAUAACGGUUCUAUCAGUGUGACGACUGCAUUAAUUGUUGACUCUUAAAUUCAUUCCGAUUGAAAUCAUUCAGCGAGCAAGUUGUCAUUGAAAAGGAUAUCAUGUUAUAUAUACCUCCGACAGUUUAACAUCAGGAAAGUAUUGUAGAGAGAUCAGAACCAUGAAGUUUGAUGAUAUUUUGAAAGAGAUUGGGGAGUUUGGAAAAUACCAGAGAUGGGUUUAUGCGAUGGUAUGCAUCAUAGCACUGCCUGUAGCCGCCCAUCAGAUGGCCCAGGUCUUCCUAGCCGGUGCAUCAGACCACUGGUGUGAUGUGGCAGCUUGGAGCGAUGAGGAUUGCGAAAAAUGGAGUUACACUGAAGAGCAGUGCAUCGAAGCAAAGCGAAACGCCAGCUCACCCGUCAAUGGAACAGAAGACGAGCUCCAGUGUACGAAGUAUUCCAUCGUCGACAAACUCGUCUUCAAUCCGGGUCUCGAUCCCGUGAACUACAACGAUACAGAGACCAUCGAAUGCAACAACGGAUGGGUCUACGAUAGAAGCCAGUAUAAAUCGUCACUCAUACAAGAAUUUGACCUGGUAUGCGAUGAUGGAAAUUUGGACAGCGUGGCUCAGUCAUUAUUCUUCGUCGGUGUCCUUAUUGGUUCUUUGCUCUUUGGAGCCCUCGCCGACAUGUUUGGUCGCCGUAUUACUCUAUUUGUGGCACUAUUCAUACAGAUAGCGGUCGGUGUUGGGAUUGCUUUUUCUCCUAGUUUUUGGUGGUUUGCAAGUUUACGUAUUGUCUUAGCUUGUGCAAACAUGGGGGUCUUUCUUCUUUGCUUUAUUAUCGGCACGGAGAUGGUUGGGCCUAACAAACGAACGGUAGCAGGGAUGUCUAUACAGAUAGCAUUCUCUUUCGGUUACAUGUUCUUUGCUCUAAUUGCCUACUUUAUACGGGACUGGAUGAUCCUCCAGCUCGUUAUCUCUCUACCAGCUGUUUUAUUCUUCGUCUUCUUCCCAUUUAUACCGGAGUCUCCGCGUUGGUUGAUUUGUAAAGGGCGAACCGAGGAGGCAACAAAAAUUAUCAAGAAAGCUGCAGAUACCAACAAAAAAGAUCUCCCGGAUCCUAUUUUCACAUCAGAAGAAAUUAAAGAACAGCAAGAUGCACUGACAGCUAAACAAGCCACGUUUUUAGAUCUCUUCAAAACACCUAACCUCCGAAUCCGUACUCUCAACUGUAUGUUUAAUUGGUUCGUGAAUACCAUGGUAUAUUAUGGCUUAUCACUGGAUACCUCCGACCUGGGUGCUAAUGAUUAUAUCGCAUUCUUUAUAUCUGGUGCUGUCGAGGUACCUGCGGUCAUAACCGGUAUCUUUGCUAUCGAUUACUUCGGUCGAGCCAAGAGUACCUGCGGUUAUAUGGUCUUUGGGGGCGUGGCCUGUUUAUGUACCACAUUUACACCUUUGGGUGCCUGGCGGACUACGGUUGCUAUGUUAGGCAAGUUUGGUAUCACAGCAUCAUUUGCAAUUAUCUAUAUAUUUUCAGCGGAGCUCUUCCCUACCCCAGUCAGGAGUGUUGGUGUAGGAAUCUGUUCCAUGUCUGCGCGUAUAGCGGGGAUAUUAGCACCCUACGUAUUGCUCCUGGAUGAGGUCUGGGAACCCCUCCCGGUCAUCAUCUUCGGGGUUCUGUCUAUCAUCGCCGGAGUUCUCAUCCUCUUCGUUCCCGAGACGUUAGGAGCACGGCUUCCCCAAACCAUUGAAGAGGGAGAGCUCUUCGGAACAAAGAAGGGGAGGGAACUCCAAGAGAAGAAGAGCGAAGACUACACUCUCCAAACGAUUUCUUCAUCAUUGGACGAGAAACCAAAGGAAGAAAACGGACAAGUCAACCAAGCUUUCGAGAACAACAUCUAGAAUCUAUAUUCUAUCAUCUAUAUUGUUCUCACUCCUUUCCUCUCGACCUUCAGUUAAGGAUUCGAUAUUAGCAACAAACACACUCUGAAUAUCUUAAAUUGUCAUGGAGAACAAAUCCGUUUUCUUUUUCAAAAAUUACCACAACUCUUUGAUUCUUUAUUGAUUGAAAUAAAUUCUGAUAACAAUUUUGGAUUGUCCCCCUAAUCGUAACUUUUAAAAGUAAUUUCUAAACGUAGAAGGUGAUGUAUCCUCAUCUAUCUUGAGAGCGAAGUUGGUUCAGUCCUACGUAAGGCGUCUGCCUGUCGAACCAAAGGUUGUGGAUUCAAGUCCAUCCCGGGCGGAUGGCUGAAGCCCGUGUUCUCUCCCCUGUUCCAUAGACACAUGCUAUGUUACAGUGGAAACACUCCGUCCCUCGGAUAUGACGUUAAAUGGAGGCCCCGUGUAGAGGAGAGUCACCACGUUAAGAACCAACUGCACUAUUCGUAUAAGAGUACGGGGAAACCCCGGUGUAGAGGUCCAACUGCACUCCCCCCAAUGAGUUAUAUCGGGAGAGACCUGCGAGGGCCUGCGGGUUACUCUUCGCCUGCGAGGCACAGGUGACGCCAAGCGAAUAACAAUAAUAAUAAUCUAUCCAAAAAAAUAUAUAAAGACAAUAGUACUCAUUUCUUUUACCAGAUCAAACCUGCGCAGUGCGCACAUAUCUGACUUGUCUUUCUAUGAUACCUCGGUGUAUAUUUUAUACAUUUUGUUUUCUUGUUUUAUUCUAUUAUAUGAUUGCCAUUAUCAUAUUAUCUCUUAUGUGUUUGUUUUAUUUUUACUUUCAUGGUAUGCAGCGAUCGAAAGCCCUUUUCAACAAGACCGCUCCUUAACAUGAUUAUCAGACGCCCAUAUGCAGCACAAUUUCGUCUCUAAACAUAGUACUGUCCAUCAUAAUCAUAUUUAUCUGAAAGCGAAAUUAGGUCUGGUAUGACGGAAGGCAAAAUGUAGACAGAAGUAAGUCAAAAUUUUGCCCGUAUAGUGACACAAUUUGAGCCAAAAUGUGUCUCUAUAUAUACUGACAAAUUGGCUUUUACGCGAGUUACUCACUUUUUUAUAUUGUUUUGUGUAUACUUUUGAAAUAAACUUAAAUCCAUAAUCAACAUGUAAAAGAUGAACAAUGGAAACGGAGAAUAUAAUAAAGGAGAAACUAUGCAUUGGGGAAUAGAUGGGUCGGGUGUAUAUAUAUAUAAAUUGAAUUGAAUUGAAUAUCUUUAUUGUCCAUAAAGGAAAUACUUUUUUCACUGGUUUACACACAUGUAGAUACAAUGUAUAUACACAGAACAAAACAAAAGAUGAUGAAAACAUGUCAACAAAUUGGUCCUACCCCUAUUUUCUUAUUUGAAAACUAAAUCAUUGUCUCCGCUGGAUCGACGGUCUUGCGCCCAUCAGAUUAUCAAGAUCCACGCCCCUGCCAAUUUAUUCAUCUGCUUUUUAAAGGACAAGUCUACCCAAACAAAAAUUUGACUUGAAUAAAAAAAAAAGAGAGAGAGAAUUAAUCCAACAAGCAUAACACUGAAAAUUUCAUCAAAAUCGGAUGGAAAAAUAAGAAAGUUAUGACAUUUUAAUAAAGUUUUGCUUAAUUUUACAAAACAAUUAUGCAUGUCCUGGUCUGCAUGCAAUGAGGGGAUCGACUGAUGACGUCACUCACUAUUUCUUUUGAAUUUUUAUUAUAUUAAUAUGGAAUAUUUAAGUUUUCUCCUCAUUGUCCUGUAAAACAAUUGCAAAAAAAAAAGAAAUAGUGAGUGAGGGACAUCAUCGUCUGUCUCGUUUGCAUGUCACUGAGAUGUGCGUAUAAGUGUUUUGAUAAUAUCAUUAGCCAAACAUUGAAGUGUCAUGAUAACUUUCUUAUUUUACAUCCGAUUUUGAUGAAAUUUACAGCAUUAUACUUAUAUGAUUUUUCUCUUGUGAUUCAAAUCAACAUUUUUUCCGGGAUGGACUUGACCUUUAAUAAUAAGUACUUCCUUGGAUUUACAAUAUAUUCUUCUUGUGUCCCUUUAACUUUCACUCAAAUAUGAUUUAUAUAGCUCAAUAUUAUCUCAGUAUAUAUAUAUUUCACAACAUUUUAAUAAAUAGAGUUGCCAAAGCUGUUGCACAUGCAUAAUUUCUCACGCUGGCAUAAUAAUUUGUUUCAUUUUGUUUGAAGAAACGUCCCAGAUCAGACGUGAAACUGUUCUCUCCAUUUCAAUCUGUAAGUCCAGAUGAUCAGAUUUAUCUCUAAUCGAAGUUUGUCUUUCCUUCCUGGAUGAAUCAAAGUAUAAAUCAGUCCACUGGCGGAUCCAGGGGGGGGGGGGGGGCACAGCCGGCCCGUGCCCCCCCCCCUUGAGAGGCACAAUUAAAAUUUGUAAUGUAAAAAUACCGUUAAAUCAAAAGUGUGCCCACCCCCCCCCCCCCCCUUCGAAAGUGAAGACCUUUUUUUUUGCUUGUCAAAUUUUUCCCGGGAAAAUGUGCCCCCCUUUUGACAAAUCCUGGAUCCGCCCCUGAAUCAGUCUAUACUUGUACUGUAUUGAAAAAUUUGCUUUGAUCCAGCUGAGACAUGGCGGCUUGUCAUUGAUAAAAGAAACCUUAUCUACACCAGACAAAUGAAAUAAUAGGUGAGGUUGAUUAUAACUAUUUGUCUGAAUGUCAACCAGAUCGGUUUUGCCCUGGCCAUGUAGUAACCCGUCUCUGUGGUCUCGUGGUUGAGGCACCGCGCGCCGUUCUAAGCUGGUGGCCCGGGUUCGAUUCCCAGAAGAGACAAGUUUUCAAAAGGGAGAAUAUAUAGCUCUGGGUAUAUGUAAAUGUAUGUAUAUAUGUCAUUCCAUCCGUUUAGUGUUCUCACUUGUUUGUAAAUAAGGUAAAUCAGUAAAUCAUAUAAUAUAAAGCAUGCGGGAUUCCAGUCAAACCAAAUGAAAUUGAACAAUCUAACACUUGGCACUUUGCCAUUGCAAGCGGGGAAAGACUUUGAGGAAAGGGUCAGAUUACAUGUUAUACUUGUUAUAAUGACCGUUAUCAAAACACACUUUGAAAACGGAAAAUACAAUUGAAAUCGCAAAAUUAUUCAGGAAAAUCUAUAUGUACGAAUCUAACAUGUUUUAGUCUCAUAAUACAAUUCAUGACUAUAUCCGUGACUGAGUACUCCUGCAACGUAUUUGAUAUCUUAAACAGAAUUAUCUAUUUUUUAAUGUUGAUGUGAAAGAGAAAUGUUGAUAUAUAUUUAUAUUGUACAUUGCACGAGAAAUCAAACAAGACAACCUAUACUAUUAAAGCAUGGUAAGCGCACAAAAGCAAGAGUUUGUUAGUUAAGCGCACAAAAACAAGAAAUGUAGGCCUGCCGCCCUUUUAAAGCAUUUUAAAAAAUAGAGAAAUUAUAGGUAUGGCCUCAAAUGUGGGAAUGGUGAUGUGUUGAUUGAAGAAAAAAGAAGAAGAGGGUAAAGACGAGGAAGAAGAAGAAGGAGGAGGAAGAAGAAGACGGAAAAAUUGAGAAGGAGAAGGAAAGAAUUAAGGAAGGAGGAAGAAAAUAAGGGGGUGGAGGAGAAAGGUGUGCAUAUCAUAUAUUUUGUGAAAAUAAGCACAUUUCGAGAAAAAAAAUCAUAACUUUAUUUUACAUUCAAAUUCAAUUAAAAUUCCAUAGGAAUGUCUGUUUUUUCUACAGUUUAUCAACUAAUCUUGAAGUCCUUUUUUAUGGACUUUGCUUUUAAAUCAAUCGAUAUAUCAUACUCGAGCUAUAUACGAAACAUACUUCACAUAAUAUAAUAAAAAUAUUCCUUUAAAUUGCCCUCUGUUACUUUCUCUGAUCUGCUGCCUCUACAUGUAUACAGUUCAUUACUUUAUGCAUAAAAUUGAAGAAAGAUAUUCUAUUGAUUAUCAUUUAUUGAAAGGCUGAUAAAUGUUCUAAAAAGAAUAGAGUCAGUCCAUGUAUAUUCUAAACGUUUUGAUCUCAUUUCGCUGCGAAGGUUUUUGCAUGGUGUUAACAAAUUAUAUUUUAUUUUUAUCUGUAUUCUUUCUUCUCAUUUAUACCAAGUUCAUUGAAUAAAUAUAUGCUACUAAAAAUAAUUCAUGGUUGAUUCUAUCAAGUAUGUGUAAAAUGUGAAAUAUUCUUCAUAAACUCAUUGGAUUUGAUAAUGA